AUGGGUAUAUUGCUCGCCCCUCUGUAGAAACGGUUAGCCAAGGAACGAGAGGCCCGAAUCAGAGCUGAGCGGCGGGUUCGUGAAUUGGAGGCUCGAUUAGAAGAGGCCGAGCGACGACUUCAAUGGGCCUCCUCCUCGUCUUCAUCUUCGCAAGACCGGCUUAAAAAGUCCUCUAUCACACCGCCUCCCGCCUCACCAAUUGAGUCCCUGAACCAAUUCAAACCCGCUUGUUCCCUUCCGAGUUCUAUGGAACUCAAGACAGAGAAAAUCGAUGAAACGCCUUGUCCCACAACCUUCGAAGAAGACAUACCCUCUCGUCCGUCAAGUUCUUCUAGACCUCAAAAUCUUUCACUUAAUACCUCCUCCUCUACUCCAAUUACCCCCACAACAACUCCCACUCCAACCACAAUGUCACCCCGGCGUCGAUUGUCCUCGCCAAUAUCAUCGCCUUCAGUUGAGUGCUUUGAAAGAUCCUCCACCCAGUUGCCUCGUCAUAAGUUAGAGAUGUCCGAUUCAGUGGAGGAUGCUGUACAACUCCUCGAAUCCACAUGGAGACAUAUUCAAGGCCCUCCGGAUGGAGCUCCAGGAGAGGCAAAAGAAGGAGAUGAGGAGGUGGAGUUAGAUGCUCGGAUACCUUCCCCAGAAAAUAGAGUUGAAUUCCCACCGGCCGUGGUUGAAAAUCUUCGAUCUGAGGAACUUCGCCAGUCUGCAAUUAGUAAAGAUCCCGAGUUGAGAGAAAAACUUCGAAAUCUCCAAAUGGAACUUCUUCCCAAACAUCAGCACCAGCAAAGCCCACCUUCUGCGAAACAUUCGGAGGGUCACCCACAUCAUCGGAGAUCAAAGAGCUACGUCUAUCCUGUUUAUGUAACAGCUGGUGAGCGAGCAGGCUCAGAAGCGGGCACUGAUCACCCCGGGGAUAAAUUCGAUACCAUUCGGAGGAUUCGACGCGGAAACACAAAACGGAGAGUGGACACGUUUGAGGCUCUUUGA
Molecule: messenger RNA, 990 nt
Organism: Rodentolepis nana
Lineage: Eukaryota; Metazoa; Platyhelminthes; Cestoda; Cyclophyllidea; Hymenolepididae
Source: the annotation of a GenBank genome assembly